AUGAGACGAAGCUCAAUUAUUGCUGGCAGCGCUGGUCGGCAGUCUAUGAUGGCACUGCGAGUGCAGGACAACAACAAGAUGGGUCUUCAAACACCCCAGAUGAAGGACAGAGGUACGUUUGGGAAGCUAAGCAUGAGCAAACCUACACCUGGAACUUCGGAAAGGAAAGUCAGCUUUUUUGGCAAGAGAACUAGUGGGGUUGGAGGCUCACGCAACAGUCAGUAUGGUGUGUUUGGUACAGAAAAGAUCAAGGAUCCCAGGCCACUUCAUGACAAGGCAUUCAUCCAACAAUGUAUCAAACAGCUUUGCGAGUUUCUUGGUGAGAAUGGUUAUGCCCAUAAUGUUUCCAUGAAAUCACUACAGUCUCCAUCUGUUAAGGACUUUUUAAAAAUCUUCACUUUUAUCUAUGGAUUUCUUUGCCCUUCUUAUGAACUGCCUGACUCCAAAUUUGAAGAGGAAGUUCCCAAAGUUUUUAAAGAGCUGGGGUACCCCUUUGCUUUGUCAAAAAGCUCCAUGUACACAGUGGGAGCACCACAUACGUGGCCUCAGAUUGUGGCAGCUUUAGUGUGGUUAAUUGAUUGUGUCAAGUUGUAUGCUGCCAUGAGGGAAAAUGCACCAUCGUUUGAUGAUGGACAGAACAGGGGAGGAGAGACAGAUGAUGGAAUUGUACAUAACAAGGUUUUUAUGGAUUAUUGUGUGAAGUGCUAUGAGCAGUUCAUGAAAGGGGGAGAUACUUUUGAAGAAUUGGAUGCGGAAGUGCAGUCAAAAUUAAAGGAUUUAUUUAAUAUAGAUGAAUUCCAGAUAGAAAGUUUAACAGCUGACAACAAAAGGCUUCAUGAAGAGAUUGCAAGAUUAGAAAAAGAAAAGGAAAACGAGCCGGAUCGUAGAGUAUCACUACGAAAUGUGAAAGCAUCUCUUCAAGCAGACGUCCAGAAAUACCAGGCUUAUUUGGCUAAUCUGGAAUCUCAUAUAGCCAUCCUUGAUCAAAAAAUGAAAGGUGUUAAUGAGGAAGUUGAGACAGCGGAAAUGGAAGUGGAAGCUAUGAAGCAGGAGAAUGCCCGGCUCCAGCACAUCUUCGAUAACCAAAAGUACUCAGUUGCGGACAUUGAGAGAAUAAAUCAUGAGAGAAAUGAGUUGCAGCAAACCAUUAACAAGCUAACUAAGGAAGUGGAAGCAGAAGAACAUCAGCUGUGGAAUGAAGAACUGAAAUAUGCUAGGAAUAAAGAGGCGAUUGAAAUGCAACUGGCAGAGUACCAUAAACUGGCUCGAAAGCUGAAAUUAAUUCCAGUAAGUGCUGAGAAUUCCAAAGGUCACGAUUUUGAGAUUCAGUUUAAUCCUGAUGCAGGACCAAGUUGCCUAGUCAAAUACAGAACUCAGAUCAAGGGUCCCCUUAUGGAGAUCAUAAACCAGACUGAGGAAGAAAUUAGGAAAGCUACUCAACAGAAAAUGGCUUUGGAAGAUACUUUGGAACAGAUGAAUGUAAUGGUAGUAGACAAGAAAAGCAGUGUGAAAACACUGAAAGAAGAAGCUGAAAAGCUGGAUGAUCUUUACCAUCAGAAGCUUAAGGAGGCAGAAGAGGAAGAGCAAAAAUGUGCAAGUGAACUGGAAUUGUUAGAGAAGCAUAAACAAUUACUUGAGAGUGGAGUCAAUGAAGGUCUCAGCGAAGCCACAAAUGAAUUGCAUGACCUUCAACGACAGUAUCAAGUUGUUCUGCAAACAACAACAGAAGAGAGAAGGAAAGCUGGUGAUAACUUGCAUCGUCUUUUAGAAGUGAUUGCUAGUCAUGUACUAUCCACAGAGAAAUAUCUUGAAGAACAGAAUGUGAAAAUUGAGAAAGACUAUAAGGAAUUCACAUCUGAAGAUCUAUUGUCAACCUUGACGGGAAUUCUAGAUAGUUAUAAAAAGAAGGCUGAAAGUCUAUAAUUGCCAAAAAGAUGAAGAUGAAAAUUUCUGAAGCUCUGGUAUGAUGUCUUCUAAAAGGAUGGGUUCUUCUUGCGUUCAGCAGCGAAACUGGUUUUAAGUGUAAAGAAAUGUUUGUAUGAACUUCCUUUUGUUUUAUGGACACAAAUACAUUAAAAAAUUAACCAAUAUAUUUG
This is a messenger RNA of Nestor notabilis (Kea), 2096 nucleotides long. It is a transcript of the gene NDC80, whose product is annotated as NDC80 kinetochore complex component. Gene Ontology annotation, biological process: attachment of mitotic spindle microtubules to kinetochore. The record is from RefSeq and is a predicted model, not a curated record. Gene Ontology annotation, cellular component: Ndc80 complex. The transcript is spliced from 16 exons. The coding region runs from base 1 to 1923 and encodes 640 amino acids. Lineage: Eukaryota; Metazoa; Chordata; Aves; Psittaciformes; Psittacidae.